This is a messenger RNA of Mucor mucedo, 1493 nucleotides long. RefSeq lists its product as uncharacterized. NCBI's taxonomy places the organism in Eukaryota, Fungi, Mucoromycota, Mucoromycetes, Mucorales, Mucoraceae. Gene Ontology annotation, molecular function: SUMO ligase activity; zinc ion binding. The record is from RefSeq and is a predicted model, not a curated record. The coding region runs from base 15 to 1493 and encodes 492 amino acids. Gene Ontology annotation, biological process: protein sumoylation. The transcript is spliced from 6 exons.
AUUUCAAACUGUAAAUGAAUUCAACGUUGUACAAAAGAAGAAGAUUAAGGCAAAAACCUCAUAUCUUGACAAUUGAACAAUCCCGAGAAUUGGGCCAACUGGCAGGAAAUAAAGUGCUUAAACAUGUGACUGACCAAGGACUGAUUCCAUAUAACUUGUUUCGACUACGAAAAAGAAAGUUGGAGAAGAUUUAUAAGUACUUGGAAAACCACCGUUUGAUACAUGAUAAAGCUCCUACUAUUGACUCUUUACAGACACAUCAAUUAGCAGAAUAUCUCCUAAAUAUCAUUUACCCAGGCUAUCCUGCAUGUAAAGCCAAAAAUCAAGCUUACACAGAUUAUCGAGCGUGUCGAGAAAAAGAUUUAGGUCCAAUUCCUUUGGCAUACGACUAUGUGCCCACCACACAAGUAUAUGAACGACUAGAUGAACUCUACCGCAUUGACGUAAAUUGGCAACAAAAUACUGCGCCUUGUAUUGACGUACCAAUACCAUUGUUAAAGAAAUCUAUGGAUCGAAUACGUGCUGGUAAUUUCAAGAAGUCAAAUGAACAUGUGGAGUAUCAUUUAUAUUUCUGGAAUUCCACUCGUACCUUGUUAAAACCACAAUGCAAAUCACUCUUGUUAAAUCAUCAAGAGAUAUGGUCCAAGGAGAAAGAGCAAAUGGUGAAUGAAGGGUUUAUGCAUAUUGACAUUACUGACAAGCUGAAAUACUUUAUCCAACUCACUUCCAGGAAAUCAAUAGCUAUCAAUGAUAGGAUUUCCAAAGAAGCAUUGGUAAAUCAUUGUCAGCCUAGUCCCAACCAUGCACUCAAAAUCACUCCUCAUAAAUCCAUAAAGUUCGAAAUUAAGCUUGCGGAUGACGAUGAAUCCAACAUCAGUCAUAUUUCGAUAUCAGCAGUGACCAAAAGAACCACAGAUGAGCUGGUGAGUGAUUUGUAUCUUCAGGCGACGACAGAAUGUAUAGCCAGAUCAAUUCAAACAAGUUCGUUUCCGCUGGAUACACAACAAAUCGCAGUUCAUUUGUUACGACAAAAAAAUGAAACUAAAUCAUUAAAGUCAGCCGAGCAUCUCUUCAUGACUUGUCUUAGUAACAGUUAUUCGGAUCUUUGUCAUGAGCAAGCAAAAGAGAUAGAACUCAUCGAUCCUAUUUCCUUCGAACGAAUACAGCACCCCAUCCAAAGUAUCCAUUGCAACCAUCACGCUUGUUUCGACGCUGCUGUCUUUUUCGACCAUCAUGCUGACAUUCAACUUUGGCAUUGUCCAAUUUGCUUCGUGCAUAUCAAGAGUACUGAGGAGCUAAGAAUGGAUUAUACUACUAAACUUGCGUUGGAACAGUACGCAGAGGAAGAUAAGCUAUUAGAUACGUCGGAAACUGAAAUUUACACUGAUGAAGAGAAUACACUCUUGAUAGCAACCGAAGGAUUGAAGCGACCCAACACGCUCUGUGACAGAGAGACAAAGAAAAGAUUAUGCCCACUCACGCAUGUCAUGUAA